Linderina pennispora is the source of this 3495-nucleotide messenger RNA. RefSeq names its product splicing factor 3B subunit 1. Bases 1 to 3495 code for a protein of 1164 amino acids. Gene Ontology annotation, biological process: spliceosomal complex assembly. Lineage: Eukaryota; Fungi; Kickxellomycota; Kickxellomycetes; Kickxellales; Kickxellaceae. Gene Ontology annotation, cellular component: U2-type prespliceosome; U12-type spliceosomal complex; catalytic step 2 spliceosome. The record is from RefSeq and is a predicted model, not a curated record. The transcript has a single exon. Gene Ontology annotation, molecular function: mRNA binding.
AUGCAGGGAGCACAGAAGCUGACGGCUGAGAUUAAAUACGAUACGGACCUGUAUGAGACGGGCGACAAGCUCAGCGACUACGACCAGACAAUGGAAAUAAACAGCACUGGCGACGCGGUGCAGGUGAAGCCAGGGCGGUUCGGAUACACAGCACCGCAGGCAUUCAUUGACGAGCUGCGGGGCGCCGAGCCGGCCGAGAGCGCAGACCCAUUCAAGGAGCUGCAGCGUUCGCGCGGCAUCAGCCGGAUCAUUGCCGACAACGAGAGCGAGUACGAGAAGCGGCGGCACGGGCGGAGCGUGGGUGGCGCGGAAACGGAGUCGUAUGCGGAGACACUGAAAAGAGCACAGCUGGAGAACGAAAAGGCAGAGCUAAUAAGCAAGAUCCAGAAGGCGGAGCAGGAGGCAGGCGAGAAGUCACAGCGCAAGCGCAGGUGGGACCAGACGCCAGCGCAUGUGGAGGCGACGCCGGGCGGGAGCACAAAGCGGCGCAACCGGUGGGACGAGACGCCCAAGGUUGCUGGAGGGUUUGAUGAGACGCCCAGGGUUUCUGGAGGGUUCGGUGAGACGCCGCGGCGGUCGCGGUGGGACGAGACGCCCAAAGUAAGCGGGUUCGGCGAGACGCCCAAGGUUUCUGGAGGGUUCGGCGAGACGCCGCGGCGGUCGCGGUGGGACGAGACCCCGGCGGCCACGCAGAUAGGCGAGUCAAAGGCAGGCGGGGCGGCGGCGGCGGCGCUGGUGGAGGACCCGCGCAACGCAUAUAUGAGUGACGACGAACUUGACGCGCUGCUGCCGAGCGAGGGAUAUACGAUCAUGGAGGCGCCGUCGUCGUAUGUGCCGAUCCGCACGCCAGCACGCAAGCUGAUGGCAACGCCGGGGCCCAUGCAGGGGACGGGCGGGUUCCAUAUCCCCGAGGCCGGCAGCAGCGUGCAGGUGGAGGCGGAGCUGACGCGGGAGGUGCCGGGGAUCGGGGCGCUGCCGUUCUUCAAGCAGGACGACAUGCAGCACUUUGGCAAGCUGCUGGACGGGCAGAGCGAGGAGGAGAUGGACGCGGAGGAGAAGAAGGAGCGGGAGAUCCUGCGGCUGCUGCUGAAGAUCAAGAACGGGACGCCGGCGAUGCGCAAGGUGGCGAUGCGGCAGAUGGCGGAGCGGGCGCGCGGGUACGGGGCGGCGGCGAUAUUCAACCAGAUCCUGCCGCUGUUCCUGGCGGCGUCGCUGGAGGAGCAGGAGCGGCACCUGCUGGUGAAGGUGGUUGACCGGGUGAUGAUGCGGCUGGGGCCGCUGGUGCGGCCGUUUGUGCGGCGGCUGCUGACGGUGAUCGAGCCGAUGCUGGUGUCGGCCGACAGCUACGCGCGGGCUGAGGGCAGCGAGAUCAUCAGCAACCUGAGCAAGGCUGCGGGGCUGGCGGCGAUGGUUGCGACGAUGCGGCCGGACAUCGACCACGCAGACGAGUAUGUGCGGAACGCAACAUCGCGGGCAUUCGCAGUGGUUGCGUCGGCGCUGGGGAUACCGGCGGUGCUGCCGUUUGUGCGGGCGGUGUGCGGCAGCAAGAAGUCGUGGCAGGCGCGGCACACGGGCAUGCGCAUAGUGCAGCAGACGGCUGAGGUGGUGGGGGCCGGGGUGCUGCCGCACCUGCGGGGGCUGGUGGGGUGCGUGGCGGCUGGGCUGGGCGACGAGCAGCAGCGCGUGCGGUCGGCGUCGGCGCUGGCGCUGGCGGCGCUGGCGGAGGCAUCGGCGCCGUAUGGCAUCGAGGCCUUCGACGAGGUGGUGAAGCCGCUGUGGCAGGGCAUCCGGCAGCACCGCGGGCGCGGGCUGGCCGCGUUCCUCAAGGCGAUCGGGUUUGUGAUUCCGCUGAUGGACGCCGAGUACGCGGGGUACUACACGCGCGAGGUGCUGCCGGUGCUGGUGCGCGAGUUCCAGGCGCCCGACGAUGCAAUGAAGACGGUGGUGCUGCGUGUGGUGCGGCAGUGCGUGGGUGCGGGCGGCGUGGAUGCCGCGCUGGUGCGGGCUGAGGUGGUGCCGCCGUUCUUUGCCGCGUUCUGGGUGCGGCGCCUGGCGCUGGACCGGCGGAGCGCGCGGCACGUGAUCGAGACCACCGUGGAGCUGGCAGCCAAGGUGGGCGGGCGUGACGUGGUGGCGCGCCUGGUGGGCGACCUGAAGGACGAGGCCGAGGCGCUGCGGCGGAUGGCGAUGCAGGCGGUGACGCAGAUAGCGGCCGCCCACGGCGUGCUGGACGUGGACGGGCGGCUGGAGGAGCAGCUGGUGGACGGGGUGCUGUAUGCGUUCCAGGAGCAGGGCGAGGCGGACCACGUGAUGCUGGACGGGUUCGGGGCUGUGGUUGGCGGGCUGGGCGAGCGGGCGAAGCCGUACCUGCAGCAGAUCACAUCGGCGCUGCUGUGGCGCCUGAAUAACCAGAGCCCGGCCACGCGGCAGCAGGCAGCUGACGCCGUGGCCCGCAUAGCAGCGGUGAUGCGUGUGUGUGGCGAGGACGAGCUGCUGGGGCGCAUCGGCACAAUGCUGUACGAGUACCUGGGCGAGGAGUACCCGGAGGUCCUGGGGUCGAUUCUGGGGGCGCUGCGGGCUGUGGUGGAUGUGAUCGGAGUGACCGACAUGCGGCCGCCCAUCGGCGACCUGCUGCCGCGCCUGACGCCGAUCCUGAAGAACCGCCACGAGAAGGUCCAGGAGAACUGCAUCGACCUUGUGGGCCGCAUCGCCGACCGCGGGGCUGAGUUUGUGCCGGCGCGCGAGUGGAUGCGCAGCUGCUUCAGUCUGCUGGACCUGCUGCAUGCACACAAGAAGGCGAUCCGCCGCGCCGCAGUCAGCACAUUCGGAUACAUAGCCAAGGCGAUCGGGCCGCAGGAUGUGCUGGCCACGCUGCUGAACAACCUGAAGGUGCAGGACCGCCAGAACCGCGUCUGCACCACUGUGGCCAUUGCCAUUGUGGCCGAGACCUGUGCUCCGUUCACCGUGCUGCCGGUGCUGCUGAACGAGUACCGCGUGCCGGAGCUCAACGUGCAGAACGGAGUCCUCAAGUCGGUGGCCUUUCUGUUCGAGUACAUUGGCUCCAUGGGCCGCGACUACGUCAAUGCCGUGGCCCCGCUGCUGGAGGAUGCGCUGGUCGACCGCGACCUGGUCCACCGCCAGCAGGCCGCCGCCGCCAUCUCCCACAUGGCGCUGGGCGUGGCCGGCACUGCCAACGAGGAGCCCGUGCUGCAUCUGCUCAAUCUGCUGUGGCCCAAUGUCUUUGAGACCAGCCCGCACUCGAUCCUGGCCGUGCUGCAGGGCAUCGAGUCGUCGCGCCUGUGCCUGGGCGCUGGCCGCAUCAUGAUGUAUACGCUGCAGGGCCUGUUCCACCCUGCCCGCAAGGUCCGCGAGGUCUACUGGCGCAUCUACAACAUGAUGUACAUUGGCGCCCAGCCGGCCAUGGUGGCCUUCUACCCGGCCAUCGACGAGCCAGCCAGCAGCUAUGCACGGAGCGAGCUUGACUAUAUUCUCUGA